AUGGCCAAGUUUCUUGUUCAGAACAAAUCCUCAGGUUUAGCUAAAGCCAGGUCUUUAUGUAUUGCAGGGUUAGGGGCUGUUUUAAUGUUUUGUACGCUAUGGUCUUUUACUAAUCCUUGGCCUAGUUUUGCAACUUUAUUGUCCAAACCUAGUACAAAAAAAUGUCUUCCUGGUGUCCAGCCCUUUAACAUGAGCCAAGAACCUAUGGAUGCAACAUUUUAUGAUGACCCUGAGAAUACUUACACCAUAGACAAGCCAAUGACCAACUGGGAUGGGAAGAGAAGAGAGUGGCUAAAUCACCAUUCCUCGUUCGCGAUAGGGGUCGAGAAUCGUGUACUAGUCCUCACUGGAUCACAGCCGUCCCCGUGUAAGAAUCCCAUUGGUGAUCACUUGCUACUGAGGUGUUUCAAGAACAAGGUUGAUUAUUGUAGGUUUCAUGGCUAUGACAUUUUCUACAACAAUGUGUUGUUGAACCCAAAAAUGGGCUCUUUUUGGGCCAAAAUACCGUUGGUACGGGCCGCGAUGUUGGCCCAUCCCGAGGCCGAGUGGAUAUUUUGGGUCGAUUCGGAUGCUGUUUUCACAGACAUGGAGUUCAAAAUUCCAUUGGAGAGGUACAAGGACCAUAAUCUUGUUGUACAUGGUUGGCCCAAUUUGAUUUAUGAGAAAAAAAGUUGGGUUGGUGUGAAUGCAGGAAUUUUUCUGUUAAGAAACUGCCAGUGGUCCAUGGACUUUUUGAAUGUUUGGGCCGGAAUGGGCCCACAAAGCCCAGAUUAUCCUAAGUGGGGCCAGAUCUUGAGAUCAACUCUUAAGGACAAAAUGUUCAAAGAAUCUGAUGAUCAAUCCGCUCUUGUUUAUUUAAUCUUGAAAGAGAAAAAGAAAUGGGGUGAUAUGAUUUACAUAGAAAAUGAGUACUCUUUGCAUGGCUAUUGGCUAGGAGUAGUAGGAAAAUUCAACAACAUUACUCAAAAGUACUUGAAAAUAGAAAAAGUGGUUCGUAAAUUGAGGCGUCGACAUGCAGAAGUGGUGAGUGAGAGAUACGGGGCAAUGCGUGAGCCGUAUGUGGAGGAUGGUAGCGAAAGAAAGGGUGGUUGGAGGCGGCCGUUCAUCACGCACUUCACGGGGUGUCAGCCGUGUAGCGGGGCCCAUAACCCAACUUAUGUGGGCAAUUCGUGCUGGAUAGAAAUGGAAAGAGCUUUGAAUUUUGCUGAUAAUCAGGUGUUACGUAAUUUUGGAUUUAUGCAUCCGGAUAUAGGGAAUGGCUCUUAUGUGAUACCUUUGCCACUAGAUUUUCCAGGAGAUGAAUUUGACGAGUUUAUGUAA
Messenger RNA from Fraxinus pennsylvanica, 1320 nucleotides. Lineage: Eukaryota; Viridiplantae; Streptophyta; Magnoliopsida; Lamiales; Oleaceae. The record is from the annotation of a GenBank genome assembly.